AUGGAGGAGCAUAGAGCAGAGGAGUACUCUCUUGAAUUACUCUCUGAUAAUGACACAAAAAAGGUCUAUUUUAUAGGUGACGUCUGUACAAUAGGAACAAGUAACAAAUCAGACGUGAAAGUCUCACACACAGAGACAUUAGAAUGUGUAAUAAAUUAUAAGCAGGACUCAUUAAGGGUCAUAACAGGAAAAAUAAAAAUGAACGGGGAGGUAAUCACAGAACAAGUAAGGAUCCAUUACCCCUGCAUAAUAGAAGCAGCCAAUAAGUUAUUUAGGAUAACAAAAACAGUAAAAGACCAAAAACCCGACUUAACCCGAUUUUCAAAACCAGAAAAUAAUUCAGAAAAUAAUUCAGACGAGUACAGCGACAACACAACAGAAUAUAAUACACAUACCAUAAAAAAUAAUGAUUCAAUAUUAAGUGAUGCGGAUAUAAACGAGUGUCAGUUAUACACAAAAGAAGCAAUGGAAACAAUUUCAAACUUCUGGGGUGACAUAGAAUUUGACUCAAACGACUUAUACUCAGACAAAGAAUUAGAGCCAGAAAUGUACUCAGACACAGAACAAGCAGAAGAAGAGGCAGAAGGAGUACAAGUAGAAGAAGGAGCAGAAGGAGUACAAGUAGAAGAAGAGGCAGAAGGAGUACAAGUAGAAGGAGCAGAAGGAGUACAAGUAGAAGAAGAGGCAGAAGGAGUACAAGUAGAAGGAGUACAAGUAGAAGGAGUACAAGUAGAAGGAGCAGGUGAGGAAGCGAACGAGUCAGUUAAUGAGUCAGUUAAUGAGUCAGUAGGAGUGCAUGAGUCAGUUAAUGAGGUAGAAGGAGUACAAGUAGAUGAUAUAAUGAACGGGAUAGAAGGAGCAGAUGAGGCAGGUGAGGUAGAAGGAGUGCAAGAGGAAGAAGCGAACCAGUCACUGAAUGAGUCACUAAAUGAGUCACUGAAUGAGUCACUGAACCAGUUAGUUAAUGAGUCACUGAACGAGUCACUGAAUGAGUCACUAAAUGAGUCAGUUAAUAUAAUAAUGAAUGAGUCAGUAGGAGUACAUGAGGUAGAAGGAGUGCAUGAGUCACUGACUAAGCCAGUAAAUGACUUAUUUAAUGAGUCAGUGAAUGAGUCUAUUAAUAUGACAAACGAAUCAAUUAAUAUAAACCAGUACAUCAAUGCAACUAAGACAGCGAACGAGUCAGUCAAACAGACAGCGAACGAGCCUAUUAAUAUGAGCGAGUCAGUCAAUGAACCAGCGAUCGUGAGCGAGUCAGUGGAUGAAUUACCCAUCGAGUCAGUCAAUGAACCAGCGAUCGUGAGCGAGUCAGUGGAUGAGUCAGUCAAUGAGCCUAUUAGUGCGACUGAACCAGCGAUCGUGACUGAGUCAGUCAAUGAACCAGCGAUCGUGACUGAGUCAGUCAAUGAGCCUAUUAGUGCGACUGAAUUCCCGAUCGUGACUGAGUCAGUGGAUGAGCCUAUUAGUGCGACUGAACCAGCGAUCGUGACUGAGUCAGUCAAUGAGCCUAUUAGUGCGACUGAAUUCCCGAUCGUGACUGAGUCAGUGACUGAAUUACCGACUGAACCAGUUACUAUUAAUGAGCCUAUUAAUACGACCGAGUCAGUGACUGAGCCUAUUAAUAUUAAUAAUACAGAAUAUAUUACACAUUGUGUAAAUAAUAAUAGUAUAGAGAAUAUUAACCAUAAACCACCAAAAAAAGAGGUAUUUCCUUCUGUUGCAAAUACACCACGUAAAUCAAUCCGUAGAGCAUCAAUUUCCCACCAAAUCCACCAACAAAAUGAACAAAUCCUGAAAGAAACCUAA
Nematocida parisii ERTm1 is the source of this 1806-nucleotide messenger RNA. RefSeq lists its product as uncharacterized. The transcript has a single exon. Lineage: Eukaryota; Fungi; Microsporidia. The coding region runs from base 1 to 1806 and encodes 601 amino acids. The record is from RefSeq and is a predicted model, not a curated record.